Messenger RNA from Alexandromys fortis (reed vole), 1035 nucleotides. It is a transcript of the gene Znf200, whose product is annotated as zinc finger protein 200. Gene Ontology annotation, biological process: regulation of transcription by RNA polymerase II. The record is from RefSeq and is a predicted model, not a curated record. NCBI's taxonomy places the organism in Eukaryota, Metazoa, Chordata, Mammalia, Rodentia, Cricetidae. Gene Ontology annotation, molecular function: DNA-binding transcription factor activity, RNA polymerase II-specific; RNA polymerase II cis-regulatory region sequence-specific DNA binding.
AUGGGAAAGCGACGGAAUGAGCUCUUUAUUACUAGACAGCGGCAAAGGAACAAACAACUGAGGGAAGUAGAAGUUUUCCUGCCCAACUGUGGAUUCCGUGGGGUCCGCGGAAAACCUCACAAAAGGGCGGACACCAGCACGGAACACACCCACGGCGCGUGCAAAGGAAACCUAGGCCGAGCACGAGAGGCCAACUUCCCGCAGGGCCUCCGCUCGUCGCCCGCCCGCCCUCCCGGCCACCAGGCGGUCUCGGGUUACACUUUAGAGGGAACUACAUUUCCCAGCGAGCACAGGGUUAGCCGCUCACGCACAGAGUGCUCCUUCGACCGGGCCGACCAGGCUUCCACACCGGAAGUGGCUCACCGGAAAACCCAGAUCUUAGUGCAGGGGACGGCUGAGCGUGCCGAAGGCAGAGGGCGGUUUGGACAGCCAGGUUGGGGCGUGAAGCUUCUUCCCAGAGAAAGAGCCCAGCAGAAACAGGCAGUGUUCCUGUGGUUUAAAAGGAACUCUUCAGAUAUGGAUGCAGUGAGUUGUCCUUGGGUUUCUGAGCAACCUCCAGCUUGCCAAGAAGAAAGAGCAAACACACCCAUUCCACGGCAGAAGAAACUGAGAAGCCUAGUUACAACUGAAAAUAAUUCCCCACUGGAAGAUGUCUCAAAAUAUGUGGACAUUAAUAUUACUACACUUUCUCAAGACGAGAAAACAAAGACAUUGGGUAGGUGUCCUGCUGGGAAGCAGUUUCCCAAAAGUUCUUCUCUUAUUUCCCACCAGAGGAUUCACACUGGUGAGAAGCCCUAUGACUGUAGCAACUGUGGAAAAGAAUUCAAUGAGGAAACAAACCUUAAUAAGCACAAAUGAAUCCAUACAGGGGAGAAACCCUAUUCCUGUUCUCAGUGUGGUAGAAACUUUGAUCAGAAUUUUCAUCAGAGUCGCCAUGAAGGAAUUCAUGUAGGGGAGAAAAUAUUUUAGUGUCCAGGAUGGGGGAAAACCUUCCCCGCAAAUGAAGAAUUUGUAGUUUCAUCUGCAGAGUCGUGA